AUGGGAGAGCGUAAAGGACAGAACUUCUAUUAUCCUCCGGAUUUCAAUUACAAAACUCAUGGAUCUCUUAAUAGAUACCAUGGAACUCAUGCUCUCAGAGAGAGAGCUAGUAAAUUAAAGACGGAAGGAAUUCUCAUUAUAAGAUUUGAAAUGCCAUUCAAUAUAUGGUGCUUGGGAUGUCAUAAUCAUGUGGGUAUGGGAGUUCGUUACAACGCCGAGAAGAAAAAGAUUGGAAUGUAUUAUACAACUCCCCUUUAUGAGUUUCGUAUGAAAUGCCAUUUAUGUGACAAUUACUAUGUGAUAAGAACAGAUCCUAAGAAUUUUGACUACGAAUUGGUUGAAGGGUGUAGCAGACAGGAGAAGCGUUAUGAUCCAUCUACAAUAGAUCAACUUGGAGCUGUAGAUCGAACAUUCAAUCAGAAGUUGGCUGCAGAUUCUAUGUUCAAAGCAGAACAUGAACAUACAGAUAAAACAACUGCUGACUUAGAAGGUGAACGACUAGAGAAAAUCGAAUGGAUGCAGGAAAGGUUCAAAGAUGACUAUGCAGCGAAUCAGGCUCUGAGAAGCCAAUUUCGGAAAGGGAAAAAAUUCUUAACAGAACAAAGAGCUAAGGAUGAUGAUCUGCUGACACGAGCAUCUUUGAGCAUUCCAUUGGCUCCUGAAGACCCGAAUGAUCAAUCAGUUGCAGCCAUGAUUACCAGAUACAAGUCUGUUAAAACGUUUGAUGAGAGAGCUGAAGACGAAAGGAGUAGUAUCAACAAUCGCCGAAUAUUUUCUUCUAAACCCUCUACAAGUUCCGAUCCUACAAACUCAGCUGAUUGGUUGAAGCAGAGUCUAAAACAUAACAGAGACAAAAAAAUUAUUCAUGACUUUGAUUCUGGUCCUUCCACAAAGAAACCAAAUUUGAGUUUAGGAAUCGUAAGAAGCAUCAAAAAAGAAGUGAAGCCUGACACGCCUGGCCCUACGACGCUUUGCGCAGACAUUGUUAAACAAGAAGUUGUUGAAGGAGAAGAUGAAGCGAAGCGUUCGACAAACGCCACGUCUGGGUUAGUCGCAGAUUAUGGAACUUCGUCUGAUUCAGACUGA
This is a messenger RNA of Auanema sp. JU1783, 1086 nucleotides long. The record is from the annotation of a GenBank genome assembly. NCBI's taxonomy places the organism in Eukaryota, Metazoa, Nematoda, Chromadorea, Rhabditida, Rhabditidae.